AUGGAUGAUAAAGAAAAUAAAUUAUUGUGUCCAGGUUGUUCAGUAGAAUUAAAAGAGCCCUACAUCAGGUGUGCAGAAUGUCCUCAGCCAAUCAAAAUAUGUCUCAAGUGUUUUGGACAAGGAUUUGAAUUUGCUUCUCAUCAAAACAAUCAUUCUUAUAGUGUUGUGAGAGAUGAUUUCCCUCUUUUUGAUGCCAACUGGACAGCAGCUGAAGAACUUAAACUUAUUUCCCUCAUUGUAGAGUUUGGCUAUGGAAAUUGGUCAGAUAUUUCCCAGCAGAUGAAGACAAAAAGUAAACAAGAAUGUGAACGUCAUUAUAUCAAAUAUUUCAUUGAAAAACCCAAUGAAUUACUCCCAAAAUUUCCAGAUCAUUCUUUGUCUUUUCAUCCACUUCCUGUUGUCUUCAAAUUGUCUGAAGAUCCUCCACGGCCUCAGGAAGGCAGUCCUUUGUUUUUGGAAAUGGGUGGUUAUAUGGCUGCUCGAGGGGAUUUUAAUGUGGAACACAAUAACUUUGUUGAACUUGAACUCAAAGACAUGGUAUUUGAUGAAGAGAAAGAAGACAGUGAAGAUGAAGAUGAUGAACAUUUCAUGAGAGAAUUAAAGUUAGCUGUUGUGAGUAUUUAUAAAGAAAGUCUAAAGGAACGAUGUAGACGAAAAAAAAUAAUCCGAGAUUAUGGAUUAAUAAACAUGAAAAAAAUUCUUCAUUUCAACAAACGUUACGAUUGUACAAUCAGAAAUUUUGUAAAUGGAUUAAGAGUGUUCAAUCGUCUUAUGUCCCCUGUAGAAUUUGAUAUUUACAUCGAAUCUCUUCAUUAUGAAGAAGAAUUAAAAAGAGAUAUCAGAAAGCUCCAGGAAUAUCGAGAAAAUGGUUUGUGGCUCCAUCGGCAGCAAAAGAUUUUCAAUUGUUUGAAAUCACGUAGAGAAUCAGAGAAAAAUGACCAUCAUUUAUUGAGUGAAGUGUUGGCAAACAUUCAGAAUGAUGUUGCUUGCAAGAAUUUUUUACAAAGACAAGCUGUGCUGGAACAUAUUUCCAAAGGGCAAUCUCUCUCUCUGCCUACUGCUCCUCGACGUAGUGCUCCACCUUUGGAUAUUGUUGGACUUCCUGGUUAUGAUAAACUUCUUCCAAAGGAAAAAGAGCUAUGUGCUGUUGUCCGUUUGGUGCCAGAUGCCUACCUGGAAUUCAAGCGGCUGUUAGAGAUGGAAAGCCAAAAUUCUCUUUUACUCUUUUCUCUCUCACGUUUCCUCUUUUCUUUCUUUUUUUCUUUCUCACGUUUCCUCUUUUCUUUCUUUUUUUCUUUACACAAGUACAAUUUCACACACGGUCCAGCUGUAACAGAGAUAUACACUUUCUUCCUCUCUGUGGUUUUCUCUUUUCUUUCUUUAUUCUUCGUUACACAAUUCAGCUUCAAACAUGGUUCGGCUGCAACAGAGAUAUAUACUUUCUUCUCUCUGGUUUUCUCUUUUUUUUUCUUUCAAACACAGGCUGUAUUCUCAGCGCACAAAUUUCCUUGUGUCUUCUGUGAUAAAUAA
Molecule: messenger RNA, 1530 nt
Organism: Acanthosepion pharaonis
Lineage: Eukaryota; Metazoa; Mollusca; Cephalopoda; Sepiida; Sepiidae
Source: the annotation of a GenBank genome assembly